Messenger RNA from Trichosurus vulpecula (common brushtail), 1498 nucleotides. It is a transcript of the gene ANGPTL3, whose product is annotated as angiopoietin like 3. Bases 70 to 1452 code for a protein of 460 amino acids. The record is from RefSeq and is a predicted model, not a curated record. NCBI's taxonomy places the organism in Eukaryota, Metazoa, Chordata, Mammalia, Diprotodontia, Phalangeridae. Gene Ontology annotation, biological process: cholesterol homeostasis; phospholipid homeostasis; triglyceride homeostasis. The transcript has 7 exons.
AGCAAUCUAGGUCAGUUACAAGAGGAAAGUAGUUCCAAACCUCUUACAAAUAACACAAAUCAGAAAAAAAUGAGACCAAUUUCCCUCCUUUUUUUAAUUAUCCCCCUUGUUAUUUCCUCUAGGACUGACCAGGAAUAUCCCUCGCUUGACUCUCCCCCUUCAGAGCCCAAAUCAAGAUUUGCUAUGCUGGAUGACGUCAAGAUCUUGGCCAAUGGCCUCCUUCAGUUAGGACAUGGUCUUAAGGACUUUGUUCACAAGACAAAGAGUCAAAUUAAUGACAUAUUUCAAAAACUUAACAUAUUUGACAAGUCUUUCUAUGAUCUCUCACUACAAACCAAUGAAAUCAAAGAAGAAGAAAGAGAACUCCGCAAAACAACAUCCAAUCUGCAGGCCAAAAAUGAAGAAAUGAAAAAUUUAUCCCUCGAACUGAACUCCAAGCUUGAAGAUCUCUUAGAAGAAAAGAUUCGACUCCAACAGAAAGUGAGGACAUUAGAAGAGAAGCUGGCCACGUUAGUUCACAGCCAGCCCGAAGGCCAGGAACAGCAGGAGGUGACCUUCCUUAAGACUUUUGUAGAGCAGCAAGAUCACAGCAUCAAAGAGCUUUUCCAAACAGUCCAGGAGCAGUACCAGCAGCUUACCAAGCAGCACGGCCAAAUAAAGGAGAUGGAAAACCAGCUAAGAAGGACGGGUCUUCAAGAAGCCACAGACAAUUCCCUGUCUUUAAAGCAAAGAGCGCCGAGGACCAUUCCUUCUCUUCAGCCCAAUGGAACAAAGUUUGCAGAGCACACCGACGGCCCGGCUGACUGUGCUGCCCUUUACGAUGGAGGUCUGCGUUCGAGCGGCAUAUACCCCAUCAAGCCCAGCCAAUCUGAAGUCUUCAAUGUCUACUGUGAAAUGAAAUCAGGCAGCGCGUGGACAGUCAUUCAACACCGAAUGGACGGAUCACAAAAUUUCAACGAAACCUGGGAGAACUAUCAGCGUGGUUUUGGGAAUCUCAAUGGAGAAUUUUGGCUGGGCCUAGAGAAGAUCUACGCCAUCGUUAAGCAAUCCGAUUACAUUUUACGCAUCGAGCUGGAGGACUGGAAAGACAACAAGCGUUCCAUCGAGUACUCGUUUAGCCUGGGCAGUGAAGACACAGACUACGCACUGCACCUGUCUGAGAUCCUGGGCAACAUCCCCAGCGCAAUCCCCGAACACAAAGACCUCACGUUUGCCACUUGGGACCACAAUGCAAAGACCCAUCUGAGCUGCCCGGAAAGCUACUCAGGUGGCUGGUGGUGGGACAACGUAUGUGGAGAAACCAACCUGAACGGCAAAUACAACAAGGCACGGCUGAAGGGCAAACCUGAGCGGAGAAGAGGCCUGUACUGGAAGUCUCCCAAAGGAAGGCUUUAUUCCCUCAAGACAACCAAAAUGUUAAUCCACCCAACAGACUUAGAAAGUUUUGAAUGAACACAGGCAAGUUUCCAGAAAAUAAUAAACUGAACAUUAAACUCAA